Molecule: messenger RNA, 3485 nt
Organism: Dermacentor andersoni
Lineage: Eukaryota; Metazoa; Arthropoda; Arachnida; Ixodida; Ixodidae
Product: endothelin-converting enzyme 2-like
Biological process (GO): protein processing
Cellular component (GO): plasma membrane
Molecular function (GO): metalloendopeptidase activity
Source: RefSeq, a predicted model, not a curated record
AUGAUAGUUGCGGUUGUUUCACCUCUGGCCUUGGCGUCGCCGAGGAGGGCUUUAGUCAUCAAAGUGGCUGUGAUCUUGGUUCUGUUUCUUUGCGUCGCGGGUGCCGUGCUCAUAUAUUUCCUAUGGCUCUACCGCGCCAAAACCACCACUGACAAUAGCUACUGUGAUAGUACCGACUGUUACCACUACGAGGUUUUCAUCAGCGGCUCACUCAACAGGAGCAUCAACCCUUGUGACGACUUCAGUGCCUUCGUGUGCUCUGCUUGGAAUUACCCCAGCGUGUACCACCACAAGUCGCGCUCGUCCAGGGAGGACGUCGUGGACGCCUGGUCUAAGAACUUCGAGCUGAUGCUAAGAAGAGGCAAGAAAUACCUCGCAGCGGCUGAAAAGCCGCUCGGUAUGCUCAGCCUCUGCAAAUACAGCUCGUUCCUCGAAUCGUCGUCAGGUACAGAGACACUUCAAAGGUUCAUGGAGGAGCGCAAGAUUCGCUGGCCUGGGCAGCCGUUUGGCGGUGUAAACCCGUUAGGUGUGCUUCUUGAUUUGGACUUCAACUGGGGCUUGGCGUUGUGGUUUCGCGUCGACUUGCUUCGAAAGCAGGGCUCCAGUGGCCAGCGCGCCUUGCGCAUCAGUCCGGCUGCGCGCAUCCGCGGGUGGCUGAGCCUCCAUCGGCGGCUUGUGUCUGCUGGCAGUUUCUUCGAUUACUGGCACAAGCACUACAAGCUCUUGGCGGCUCCGGGGACGCCUCCUGCGACACAGCAACAGGGAAAUAGGGCUGCGGAAGUGCAAAUUGCUAUGCUUCAGCAGUUGCUUGAUGCCAGCGGGAACCACACGUCGUCGGCUACAGAGUUACUCCUCAAAGAUAUGAAAAGCCAUACUCCCAGCAUUCCACCCGAACAGUGGGUGUCCAUGCUCAACGAAAAUCUUAAUGCCGACCCGGCGUUCACUGGCGACGAUCGCAUCAUCACCAGCCAGCGAGCACUCCUUGCUGCCCUUAACAAGAUAAUCUCUGGCUACCAUCACGACGAGAUAAUGGAGAACAUCUCUUGGCUCUUUGUACAGAUGAUUUCUCCCGCCGUAGAUGCGUCGAUCUGGUCGCUGCUGCCACGAGAAACCGCGAUGAAGCCUGACGACGAUCCAACAACUGCCGCUGCAAUGCAGGUCGCAUUCUGCUCGUCGGAAGUUGAGGCCGCGUACCGCUUUCUCAUCAUAUCACUCUACACCGUACAAAACUUUCCUCUUAAGGUGCGGCAAGAGAUCGAUACGCGGCUCAGGGACAUCCGCAACACAGCAGUGAACAAGAUUAACGCCGUUGAUUGGCUUAAGCCCCUGUGGAAGAGGCGCGCGCAAGGGAAGUUGAAUGCGACUAGGACAUUUCUGUGGCCCUCCGAACAGCUACUGAGCAACAUGUCGCUGUCUAUUAUGUACAAAACAUUUCCCGCUAACGACGUAAACUUCAUUGCGCUUUGGCUACGCGUGCGCAGGUCUGUCCAGGAACUCUCCGUGGAAUACGACGAGGCGUUACGCAUGCCGGCCAACUUGGCGCUGCCGCUGGUCGAUUAUGAUUAUCUGCUCAACAGCGUUGGCGUCUCAGCGCAGACUUUGUCGCCACCCGCAUACUACGAGCAAGGUACACACGCCAUGUUUUACGGAGGCUUGGGCUUUUUGUAUGCAAGCGAACUGGUGCGCGCUCUGGACGCUGAGGGAUUGCGCAUUGACGUGGAAGGGGACAUCGUUGGCGAGCUCUGGCUUUCACCUCUUUGGCGGCGCGCUGUUCUGGACGUUGCGGGGUGCCUGGCCGGAAGUGGCAGCUACUUCCCGGAGAUUCCUGCUCUCGAGAUCAGCUACAGUGCCCUGGAGACAGCGCUGCUACGCGACGGCGGCCGGCGGCAGCGGCUGCGCAUCGGCUUCACCGAAAGGCAACUGUUCUUCGUCACCCUCUGCUUUCUCACCUGUGCCCGGCCCGGCACGCAGCCUCCGGCUGACUGCAAUAAGGCGGUGAUGAACUUUCCUCCGUUCGCCGAUGAAUUUGGUUGCCGCGAUACUUCGAAGAUGAAACCUGCUAAACAGUGUCCUUUCUUCGGCCAACGAAUUUAGCAUUGAGUACAUGUGCACAGAUAGACGCAACGUUACAUGAUGCUGUGAUUACGUAGCACUAUACUGGUUCAUAUAUACGCGCCAUGACGCUCGUGCGCGAAUUUUCUAGUUAUUGCAGCCUUCGCACCCCGCUGAAAUAAUAUUUGUUUGCUGCAACAGUUCUCCAAAGCGUGACGUUUCAUCAUUUAUAUACUGUAUCUUGCGCGAACUUCACGUGCUGCAUCGUUUCUAUAGGCGCUGUUCUGAGCACGGAUUCGUGUCGUCAUUGAAUAGCUGUGCCUGCCUUGACAGCGCUUUGGAGCUGACUUAUUCUAGGAUUUGCGUUUUACAGUAAGCUAUAUAUUAUUGAGAAAUAUGUAAUCACUGCGAAACAUUUCCAGACUUUUGAAACUAACUUUAGCCAGACAUUGCACGAUAAUCAUAGCAUAGAAGUGCCCUGUGAAAGUCUGUGAAUAUGUAGCGGCCUUCCAGUCUCAAUCUUUUUUUGUGCUGGAAAGCAAUUUUUAAAUAUAAUUCCUACGCUAGUACUCUAACGCGCACAACAUAGACACUAUUGAACGAUGUUAAUAAUGUACAUAUAGCGUGCAAUAUCAGCGCAAUAAAUCCUGAUAAGUAAUGUGUAGCUUUAGUAUUGUAGAGCGAAACAAAUUGACGUCGUAAAAAAAAAGGCCUUGACAGUUUUAAACUCAUUUUCUUCCUGGGACAUACAUGUAAUACGCAUUAUGUGAACCGGCGGCAUUAUGCAUUAUGUGCAACCAUAUGCAACGUAUCAUUGGCUAGGACAUCAGCAAUCUCGAAGGUAUAAUAAUAGCAGCGGAAUAAUUCUAUACUGACCUAUGCAGUACCCAGAGGACUCAGGAGUACUCUAUUCGAAACAAUAAUGAACAGUAUAAACUCCUCUAUAACUAGACAUGAGGUCAGAAAUGCCUUGCAAGGCAUGAAACGGGGAAAAGCGGCAGGAGAGGACGAAAUAACAGUCGAUUUAAUCAAAGAUGGAGGAGACAUAAUGCUUGGAAAACUGGCGGCUCUUUAUACGAAGUGUCUAUCGACUGCAAGGGUCCCAGGAAACUGGAAGAAUGCAAAUAUUAUACUAAUCCACAAAACGGGAGACAUUAAAGAAUUGAAAAAUUGUAGGCCCAUUAGCUUACUACCAGUAUUAUAUAAAAUAUUUACCAAAAUAAUCUCGAAUAGAAUAAGGGUAACACUGGACUUCAGUCAACCAAGGGAAGAGGCUUGCUUCAGGAAGGGAUACUCUACAAUGUAUCACGUGCAUGUCAUUAAUCAGGUUAUCGAGACAUGCACAGAGUAUAUUGAGCCUCUCUAUAUGGCUUUCAUAGAUUACGAAAAUGUAUUUGAUUCAGAAGAGAUACCAAAUGUAUAGCGGCAUUGCG